Molecule: messenger RNA, 348 nt
Organism: Lodderomyces parapsilosis
Lineage: Eukaryota; Fungi; Ascomycota; Pichiomycetes; Serinales; Debaryomycetaceae
Product: pyruvate transporter
Exons: 1
Coding region: 1-348 (115 amino acids)
Biological process (GO): pyruvate import into mitochondria
Cellular component (GO): mitochondrial inner membrane
Source: RefSeq, a predicted model, not a curated record
AUGUCUACAUUCAAAAAAUUUGCCGAUAGUCUUUUCUCCAAAAAGACAUUGAAAUACAUGUGCACCACCCAUUUCUGGGGUCCAGUAUCAAAUUUCGGUAUCCCUAUUGCUGCCAUAAUGGAUUUGAAAAAAGAUCCUGAAGUCAUUAGUGGUCCAAUGACCGGAUCAUUGAUUUUGUACAGUUUGGUAUUUAUGAGGUAUUCGUUGGCAGUUAUUCCCAAGAAUUACUUAUUGUUUGGAUGUCAUUUUGUUAAUGAGUUGGCGCAAUUGGGUCAAGGGUUUAGGUGGACCAAGUAUCAUUAUUUUGAUAAAGAAGCUAAUGCUGAGAAAAAGGCUAUAAAGAAUUAA